AUGUACCAAAGUGUCGUCCUUCACUACUCAGUACUCCCCCGUCCUUUUUCCCGCCGCCGCCCUGCACUCACAGCUACUUCUUUCGCCGCGCCGGAUAUGUACCUUGUUGCCGUCGUUGUCUCCGUCUCCAGAAACCCAUUGAAAAAAGAUAUAAGUGAUGGGGAAGAUGGUGGUGGUGGUGGAAGGAAAAGUGGUGGUGAUGGUGGAAGGAAGGGGGAGAAGGCAGUGCGUACCGUGGCCGUGGACUGGUGUAUCAGCGUGACCGAGCCGUGGGUGGUCUGGCGAAGCUCAAAAUCGGUGAAGGCCCGAGAAAGAGAGAUGACGGGGGAUAUUGAUGGUGGUGGUGAUGAUGAUGUGUUCUAUGUCCUGGAGUCUCAGAAGUCCACGGAAGAUGAGAUGUUCAAAGCGUUGACAGUCUUACCCAUCAAGUCGAUGUGCGGAUACAAGAUCGGAGCCGACACAUGGCGCGAGUUCUACGGCCAGCUUCGACUGAUCAAGCGCUCCAAACUGUUGGGUUACAGCGGCAGCUACUGUGACUUGGGCAAUAGAUCUCUUACUGGCCUAGGCGUCAACGUGAUUACGCUCAAGUGGUCAAUCCCUUUGGUGCAACUUAUGAGGGACAUGUUGAACGAUUGGUCGGCCUCGUCCAAGGCCAUCCUGAGGGCCGAGAUCGGGAGUUUGACUUUCCGGCCUUUUAUCUUGCAGCAAAAGCAAUUUCUAUAA
Messenger RNA from Striga asiatica, 723 nucleotides. NCBI's taxonomy places the organism in Eukaryota, Viridiplantae, Streptophyta, Magnoliopsida, Lamiales, Orobanchaceae. The record is from the annotation of a GenBank genome assembly.